AUGCAAAAAAUACAUGGAGUUAAUACUCACUCCCAAUCGCAACUUCAUGGGCCUUUCCGGCAGAGCUCGGAAAAAUUGGGAAUUGACUUUGAUUUGAAAGAAAAACAGAUAGAGAUUUUAAAAGCCUUAUAUACUGGCAAAGACUGUGUCGGUAUUCUACCAACUGGUUAUUGCAAAAGCCUUAUUUGUCAACAUUUGCCAUAUUUUCUGCAGAGAAAAUUCGGUUCGUCCCAACCAAAGCUUGUUUCGACCGUUUGUCCGUUAAAUUCGUUGAUGGAGGACCAGUGCAUGGCACUAAGGAAAAAGGGGUUAAGAGUUUGUAUGUUAAAUACAGAGGGGACGAAGGGAUUGUCGUACAAACUUGACAAUUCUUCCUCUGAUGAUGAAGACGAAGGUGAUGAUAAGGAGGUUGUUCCCAAGUUUGUUCAAUUACCAGCAAUUCAGGAUGGGAAUGUUGACCUUUUAUACUCACACCCAGAGGCCCUCUUCACAGGAAAGGCUAUGUCAAAGAUGUUAAGGUCGGACAAAUAUCAGAAACGCUCAGGUGCUAUUGUUGUGGAUGAGGUCCACAUUGUAAAACAGUGGUAA
Magallana angulata is the source of this 588-nucleotide messenger RNA. RefSeq names its product ATP-dependent DNA helicase Q1-like. Lineage: Eukaryota; Metazoa; Mollusca; Bivalvia; Ostreida; Ostreidae. Gene Ontology annotation, cellular component: cytoplasm; chromosome; nucleus. The coding region runs from base 1 to 588 and encodes 195 amino acids. Gene Ontology annotation, biological process: double-strand break repair via homologous recombination; telomere maintenance. The record is from RefSeq and is a predicted model, not a curated record. The transcript is spliced from 2 exons. Gene Ontology annotation, molecular function: four-way junction helicase activity; nucleic acid binding; ATP binding.